AUGACACCCCCUCGCCCGUCGGAGCUCUACAAUGGUUCCAUGAGCUCUAUGAACCUUCGAGCACAUGAGAUGGACAGCUCUUCGUCGAUAGCUCGUCCACAGACCAGUGACAAGCCAUUGAAAUCCUCUCUGGAACACCAACGCAAACGUCUCUCCUUCUUUGGGCGUACACCUUCCGACGCUUCGAGUAUCAAGCACGCGGCUCCAUCUCUGACUUCGGCCACAUCGCAAACCAGCCGUCUCGGAAGCCGUCCACUUUCGCAGUCAACAACGCACUCCGCGAAUGAUCGACCGACUACUGGCAUCAGUCAAACACAGAGCCAACGUAGUGGAGGUGAUCCGAUUCAAGCUAUACGGAAUACUCUAUUCGGUUUUCGACGACGCAAGGCCGCUCGUGAGACUACGCAGGGACCGCAACGACAAGCUACUUUCCCGGAGCCUCCUCCGUCGCGACAGCGGGAAGAGGAGACAGCUGCUACCCAGCAUGCGGACCUGGUUCCUUUUGCAGCUUCAUCCACGUCGGCGGCGAAGUCCAUAAAACCGAAGGACACCCAGUUCAAGAACGAAGACGAAUUCUAUCAACAUCGGAAGAAGACGAGCAUAUCACGACCUUUCAACUUUCAACACGUCACGCACACUGCAAGGAAACACCUGCCACAUCUGCAUACUGUCCACGAGCGAGAUCUUCCUGGCAAGUUCUGGGCUCUGAAUGCCUACCAAAAGCCAAAGGAGAAUUUGAAGGGCAUAAAAGUCGAAGAUCUGUCCGAGCCAGUCUCGGCACAACCGGGCGAAGAGAAAUAUGGUCUGCCGGCCUUACCACUCGCCAACGCUGCCGAGACUGAUGACGAAACAACGUUCGAUGAGACACAAGAGACGAAUUUCAAUCCCGAUACCUUCGAUACCAUCCAUGGGAUGAAGUCCGAUCAAGGGCUUCCGCUGAAACAUUACUCUUCCAUGAGCGCAUUGGGCUCGAUCACGCAAACGAAUCCUGAUCAGCUCCGACAUUUCAUCAAGGAAAGAGCCACAGACGAUGAUUCGGCUCCUCCUACUGCGCACCGUGCUACCACGUCGCCGAUUGUCGCCAAUGUGCGAGCCAGCAUGCCUGUUCAGCCAGCUCCGCCGCCGGAGACUUUGACACAAACGCCACCAAUGGAGCAAACCACCGACCAAGAACAAGCAAGGGCGUUGACUCCUCCGCAACAGCCGAGAGCGAGUCCAUCAAAGACGUCCCUACGAUCAUCCAGGCAAUUAGGAUCACUCUUUUCAAGCACGCAGGCAGGAGCGAGCAGCGACUAUGCAGGAUCCAUCCGAUCCAAGCGGUCUUCUCGAUCCACUGCAACAGCUGGCACUCGGAUGUCCAGGAUGACCGAUCUUGCUGAGCCAACGUGGGAAGACGUCGUUGAUCUGGCGUUUGAGCAAGAAGCCGAGGCGACUUGUGACUUUGACUGGGAGAACACAUCUGCCGUCGAAGGCGAUCUUUCCAACCAGCCAUCUCCAAACGAGGGCGAGAGUCCGUCAGGCGCUUCCGGCGGAGUUUCUCUAUCUGGUUGGUUGGACCGGCCCGUUGCACCGAACGCAGUGUCUCCCGCGGACAGCACCAGCCGCUCAAUUCAGUCCGUUGCAUCGGACGUCUCGCAGCCAGCUGCUCACAAGCGUGGCCAGUCGGUCGGCCACCGGGGUUUCUUGGAUGCUCGCUCUCGCAGUGCGUCAACCGACGGAUUCCUCAAAGAACCACAAGUCAUCGAAUCAGCGGGAGCGUCAUCUUCGACCGAUUCCCCUGCGCCAACCGCACCGAAUCCUCUCAAGGUGUUCCUCACUGCGGCGGAAUGCGAGAAGUCUCCUUACACCGCCGAGGAGAUGCAUUUCCCGACUUACGACUUGCGGGCGCUCUUGGCAGACGAAUCACUGUCAGACCCAGAGGACAACGGCUCCUCGAGGUCAUCUUCUGGACGCUCCCUCCGGUAUCGAAGGAAGUCGAGCGACACCACAGGCUCGCUGCACACGGCAUCCGCAAGCGAUAUGACAAGAUGGAGUUCCGCUUCGACAUCGUCCAUCCCUGACCUCAUGCACAGCUUCCGUGCAAGACCCGAGGGGAGGAAAUCCUCGAGGAUGUCCAGGUCAAUGCUGCCAUCACUGCCACAAAGCCCGAUCGACGACGUCCAGCAAACGAUCGAAUUCCCGGCAUCCGAAAACUCUAUCGAAUCACCAAUCGAUCCCAAUGCCGGAAUGAAGUCCACAAUCGACGAGAAGGUCGACAAUGCCGCGCAAACUGAUUCAGCGACAUCAUCGGAGCCUUCCUUGACUCCAGACUCCGAGACCGCUCCCGAUGCCAACUCGGAGAACGGAUCUACUGUUGGAGCAGUGACGCCUCCCUGCGAAGACACCGACCUCACCCCCCUCGCCCUCCCUGACGCCAAAUUCUCCCUCCCACCAACUCCUCCACCAAAAACCGGUCCCCUCCCUCCUCUUCCACCACCGGAGAGAUCUCUUCCAACCCUUCCCGAACGACCUCUCACAACCUCUGUCUCCAGACCCACCCGACCCCUCUCCCGACCUCCUCUCCUUCCGGGCCCACCAUCCCGCUACCGUACCCUCAUGCCACCCCGUUCGAAAUCCUACGCCGCCGGCGAAUGGGCCGCGCAAAAUCACAAGCCGCGACCCAUGACGUCCGCCCUUCCAGCAGGUUUCGAUGGCUCACCCGAGAUUCUGAUGCGCCGACCGGAAACUUCAGGAGACCGGGAGUUGUUAUUUUCGGCCGGCAGAAUGGUGCAAAGGGGUCGAUCGGCGACGCCGCCGAGUCGAGUUGCGUUGGGCCCUGUUAAGGGACCGGAGGAGGAAGACGGUGGGUGGAUCUGA
Messenger RNA from Zymoseptoria tritici IPO323, 2856 nucleotides. RefSeq lists its product as uncharacterized. NCBI's taxonomy places the organism in Eukaryota, Fungi, Ascomycota, Dothideomycetes, Mycosphaerellales, Mycosphaerellaceae. The transcript has 2 exons. The coding region runs from base 1 to 2856 and encodes 951 amino acids. The record is from RefSeq and is a predicted model, not a curated record.